This is a messenger RNA of Melospiza melodia melodia, 1538 nucleotides long. It is a transcript of the gene C13H19orf12, whose product is annotated as chromosome 13 C19orf12 homolog. Lineage: Eukaryota; Metazoa; Chordata; Aves; Passeriformes; Passerellidae. The coding region runs from base 290 to 748 and encodes 152 amino acids. The transcript is spliced from 4 exons. The record is from RefSeq and is a predicted model, not a curated record.
GGCCGGGCCCGGAGCUGGAGCUGGAGCUGGACCUGGGGCCAUGGUUCGGUGCGGCGCUAAUGCCCCCAAAGACCUUCAGGCCCCACUGAAGUCCCCUUGCGCUGCACAGAAUCCCCGAGUCGUUGUGGUGGGAAGGGAGCUCUGAGAUCAGCCAGCCCAAGCAGGGCCGCCCCGAGCAGGUGACACAGGAACGCGUCUAGGUUGCAGUUGAUAGAGAGCUGUUGCUGUACAGUUGAGACAGAAGGAAUUGUCACCUCACAUUCUUGUCCAUCACCAUCUGGUGUCCACCAUGAUGCGGACAGGCACAGGGUUUGGGGACGCCGGGAUGCCGCUGCGCGUCGACGAGGUGAUGGCGCUGCUCAGCCACGUUGCCACGGUGAAGGGCAUGAAAGCUGCAGUGGCCAACUCUGGCCGGGGAGCCAUGCUCACAGGGGCAUCUGCCUUUGUGGGGGGCAUGCUGGGAGGCCCUCCUGGAAUUGCUGUGGGAGGAGCACUGGGUGGAUUGCUUGGAUGGAUGACUUCUGGACAGUUCAAGUCAGUCCCUCAGGUUUUAAUGGAGUUGCCUGCUGCUGAGAAGCAGAAGCUCUGUGCUGAAGCCAUGGCUGUUCUCAGGAACUUAGACUGGACUGAUGCUGCUCAGCUGAUUGCUCUUGUAAUGUCAAAUUCUGCUCUUACAGAAAAGGUAUUAGGAGUGCUGACCACUUACCUUGCCCAUGAGUUAAAAGCACAAAUAACAUAUGCAGAAUAAUCCUCUCCAGAGCAGGAUUUUUAUGCUGGAAUGUGUUUUACUCCCAUAGCUGUGAAUCUUCAACAAUUGCUAGUUAUCAGUACUCAUUAUAAAUAUAUGCUGAUUUAAGUUUGGGAUGUUAGGUUUUGGUGUUUGGAGGUUUUUAAAUUUUUAUCAUUAUUGUUAUAAUUUCUGAUUUGUAUGGAUUUGUAAGGAUAGUAUUAGAUUACUGCAUUAUCUUGACACAGACUUGCUAUGUAAUUUUGGAUUGCUCUGCACCAGGACUAAUUCAAAUUGCUGAAGGGAAUCAUGCUGCUCUUAGGCUAAUGUGUCACUUGUGAAAAUUUUCAAAGUCAGUUUGUUUUAUUUCAGAGACUUGAUUCUGUUUAAGUGCUUUAAUUUUUUUUCCCUGUGAAUGACACACAAGGUGCCAAAGUAGCUGGGGCACUGAAGAAUUUUACCUGUUGUUUGUUUCAGCCCUGCAAAGGAAAGUUUUAUAAGGAAGUACAUUACUGUGAAUUCAAAAGACUCGGUCCAUAUUUUGUCACUUUUUAAUUGUAAUUCUUGUAAGAAGUGAAGCAAAUUCUUAAACAAGAUUUCAAGUAACAGGAAAACAAUCUGUGAACACUUUCCAUUCAGUUUUCACCAGGCUCCUGUGCCCUGGAAUGGGAGGGUGGGAGGUUAAGAAAAUGGGGAGCUGAAUCUGCCAGUUUUUUAUGAGCCCCAGGAUGAAGGUUGUUGUUUGAACAUUGGUUUCUGAACUGAGUCUGUACAGCUGGUCCUCUGUUUUCAUUAAAAUCUUAAUAAGAAA